Molecule: messenger RNA, 620 nt
Organism: Aspergillus fijiensis CBS 313.89
Lineage: Eukaryota; Fungi; Ascomycota; Eurotiomycetes; Eurotiales; Aspergillaceae
Exons: 1
Source: RefSeq, a predicted model, not a curated record
AGAAUUUCUGGGUCUGGCUCAUCAAUUGCUCAAGCCCUGGCCAUCAUUCACUGCUUGGCAUCUACUACUACUGCUCCCUCAAGAACGCCCAUCUCCAGCUGGGACCGUGUCCAAAAUAUCCAGACCCGAAGGAAAGCGCCCUCCGACUUCCAGAAUAACAAACCAUACAAUUCGUUUAGAUCACCCUGACAAAGAUUACUCGAGUUGGGGAUCAUACCUCAAUCAAGUACCUCACCGCCACCAUCUAUCCUUCCAUCCAUCCCCAAAACCAUCACCAAACCCCCGGGGAAAUACCGAGAAAAAAAAUGACAUCCUCCACCUCCCUCCCCCGGCCCCCGGCCACAUCAGAACCAGGCAGCGCCAUCCCCCGUCGCCCCAAAACGGAUCUCGAGCUCGCGGCCGAGGCGUGGCGGUUUGUCAGUCGGCAGGUGCAGAGGGUCCGGGAUCGGCGGGCCACGAAGGCGGCUGCUGCUGCUGCUGUCGGUGUUGGUGGUUUGGAUGGCAAGGGAUCUAAUCAGGGAGAUGAUGAUGCUGGGUCGGUUUUGAGUGAGGCGGUGACGGUGGUGGAGUGUGUAGCUGGGGGGGAGGGGAUGCGGGAGGGGGAGAAGAUGGGGGCCUAG